Messenger RNA from Amoebophrya sp. A25, 4369 nucleotides. Lineage: Eukaryota; Dinophyceae; Syndiniales; Amoebophryaceae. The record is from the annotation of a GenBank genome assembly.
AUUGAGAAGAACAGGAGGGUUCUUCAACAUCUAAAUGAUGAUAGAUUGAGUUUGAGAAGAACAGGAGGGUUCUUCAACAUCUGUAUAUGAAACUAUGUAUCGUGAUAUUAUCUCGUCUUAGUUACCCUUACCCUUGCCCAGCCCUUCAAGUUCAAGUUAAUUUGGAUGAGAGAGUGCUUAUUCUUUUGCGUAGUUGUAGAAAGCCCAAGAUCAACUACAUCAAGAUGAGCAUCUUAAAUCCUCCCUCGAAGACGACGAGGGCAGGCGAUUGGGAUUGUCCCGGCUGUGGCACUAUAGUCUUCGCGAGCAAGGAUGUUUGCUUCGUGUGCAAGUUUGACCGCAGCGCCUUGGCACGUGCAAGGGCUAGACUUUUUCAUCCAGGAAGUACAACAACUAAAAGUAAAAAGGAUGAAAGCAAAGAAGCAAUAGGUAGUUCUUUUCGGAGUACUACAACAACUGCAACUGGCACAACAAGGUCUACUAGGGAACUAGGGGAGUUAUUGGUCCCUCGUAGUACUACAGGGGACGCUAGACGGAGAAGCCGUAGCCGAGCAGAUCGUCGUGUAUGUGACCGAGAUCGAGCCAGACGUGCUGGGACAGCAGGCACAAGAACGGAAGAAACCACCUCUAGGGGUACCUCUACUAAUGAGAUUUUGCGGAGAGCCAAUGACGCUAUAACACGACCUGGUGACGUCUUGAAGCGACCCUCGCCUAAAGCGAGUCCAACAACGAAAAGUGGAAGAAGCCCAGCAGCAAAUAAUGCUGAUAGAAAUCGAACUCGUCGAGGAGGUUCUAAGCGACGAACAGAAACUAGAGCUGGUGAUCAAAUUGGUAAAGCGAGAACUACAACUGCCUCAACAAUUACAAGUGCUAGUGCUAGGAGUCUCCUUCCUCCACCUGGCAGUAAGACCACAGGAGAUCUACAACUUCCUCCACCCGCAAGUUCAACUACAGCCGCGACUAAAAAUUAUAAACUUUUCUCGGUAUCCGGUCAAAGCGCUUCUAAAAAGACAGAAACUUCUGUGAGUUCGCGACUAUUCCAGCUAGAAAAAAACAGCACAACGACUGGAACUGGUGCUGGUCUGUCUCAAGUACUUCCUGUCCCACCAGGUCGCGAAACUACAACGAACAACAUCAAGCAGAUGACAACUACGGCGACACCUGCUUCUACAACAGACACUGCUGUUCUUUCACCACCAGAAAGGACAAUAUCUUCCUCCAAGGGGAACAAUAUUAAAGACCGGAAAGAACGAGGGCAAGCACGACUUGCUGACGACAUGAACCUUUUGGAUAUUCUACAUAAAACGGGUAGCGGACUUAAAAUCGGCGACUGGGUCUGCCAUAAAUGCCACAUCAACAAUUUUGGGUCAAAGCUUCGCUGUUUCAAGUGCUCAAAUCCGAAAGGCAUUCAUACUGGGAAGAACUUGAUUAUCACCAAGGAAAUCAUGGAUUCUGUCAGAGGACGAAGAACUUGCCGUUCGGGAGUAGGGGAGGCAAAACCUACUAAAUCGAAAUCUGUGCUGGAGAGGCAAAUGGAGGAAACACUAUCCAGAGAACUAGACACCGUUGACCUCAGCGACAAGAAUAUCAACAGUAUGGGCAACAUGUUAGGCCUCGGCCUUGACCAAGUACAACAAAAAAGGCACGAAAAUAAUGUUUGGACAAGGGAUGCAAUAUUCCACAGACGCGGCACUGCUGGGUGUGAGGAAAACCACAUAGACCACCAAGACAGAGACAAGAACAGGACCAUCCAACUAUCGAACAUCAAGCCCGAUCAUGAUGGUACUAACGUUUACGACACUAAUUAUCAGAGGGAUCUUGCGGCAUUGCGGGAAGAAUACGGAGAGGAGACAGUCAACGCAAUAUUGCAAGAAGAAGAAGAAAAUUAAGGCUUGAUAGUAUCAUUUAAAUUCCAAUUCCAACCGACGUUUCGUUAUCAAUCGUUGGUCCUUUCUUAUCUUCUGUUUGCCUCCACCACUUGUACUUGGGAUUCACGAUUCAAACAACCACUUGUACUUGUACUUCCUUGAGAAAUGUUGAAGGGAACAAGAAUAGAAUUGUUGUGACCCAAGAUACAAGACAGUUUUCUAACUCUUAGGGAGAAUAAGUUUCUUGAAUUCUAAGGCCAACGAAAUUGUUUUGGCGACCUCUAGUACUUCUAAGAAAGGGCGAGAGAAGCAGAAGCACGGGCUGUGGAGCGGGAGCGAGUACUAUCAGCGAGAGGAACAACAGCCAAUCCGUUUGCGCCUGUAGAGGAUGAACUUGUGAGAGGUCGUGGCACAGACGCAAGAACUACAACAUGUAGGAAAAGCAAUAAAACAAGGACUAGCAGAGGUAUGAAACGAAAAAGUGCACUCACACUCAAGAAAUUGGCUAGGAUUUAAGUAGGAAAAUAGCCACUUUUUUUGAGUGUGAGUGCACUUUUUUCUUUCAUAAGAGGGAGCAAUUUGUUUAGUAGCAACCCAUUUGCGCCCGCACCUGCUCGAGGACAAGAACAGGAAACUUCUACAACGAAUGUUGAGAGAGCACAUCAUGAAGCUGCAAGUGCAGGCAAUACGAAUGUAGCAAGUCAAAGAAGACGGUCUUCUCCUUGUGGUACUCUACUAGAAGAAGUAAACGGCAGAAGAGAACAAGAAGAACUCGAUGUGCUAGAGGACUCUUUUUUUGGAUCUUCACCAGAUCUAGAUGAACCAGCAGACUCAGAAGUCCGGAAUGUAUUCGAAGAUGUUGACUCACCUGCUCCACGACGUGGUGUUGAACAAAAUCGAGACCACCAAGUAGAAGCUCUUGGACGCAGAAGUACUAGAGGGGCACCAGAUCGUAAUGGAAUAAGCAAAGAAAGCAAGGUCAUGUCGGAAAUAUUCAGUAGUAAUCUUGACUCGUCCCCGAUGAUGAACGAUGAAUCGUUGGAAGAGGUUGACGCUUGUGUUUUCGAUGAGAUCGAUCUUGAAGUACAAGAAGCACAAGAAGAUCCGAUAGAGCGGAAACAAGCAUCAAAGGACGUGAAGAUUACUAGGGACCAGAGGCGUGAUUUGCUUUUCACAAAGUCGAAGACGACAAGGUCAAGGAGCCCCCGACGACGCACCAAUGGCCCCUUGAGGCUGCAACCAGAUUUAUGAUGACUUUUUAGUUUGAGGUGUAGUUCUAUGUUUUUUUGUGCAGUUGUUGGUGUUGCAAGUUGCAUGACGAUGAUUCUCUCUGCGUUUAUCAGAACUACACCACCUAGUGUAGUACAUCGUAUUCAACAUUUCUCAGAGUCACAAAAAUAUGCAUCAUAAUGGAUAUACUUAGUAAUACGUAGCUGGAAAUCUCAGUAACUAAAACUAAGACUACGUACAUCAUCUCUUCAUUUCUAAUCCAAGGAACUAUGUCUGCUGCUCCAAGUAAGGAGACUAGUAAGCCUGCGAAAGUCCUUCCAAUCCCGGCUACGUCUCAACGCCAUUCUCCGCAACGGAGAGACCGAGAACGUAGGUCAAGGGAAAGAAGGGACCGUGACGCAGAAAAGAGAGACCGUGACACAGGCCGUAGACCUCGUAGUCGAAAACGGUCCCCUUCAGGGCGACCUCAGGGCACGAACUAUAGCCCUCUAAAACACGCAGCUUUGGAGAAAAUGAUUCUGAUUAUUAAGGCUUUAGUUUGAUUCCCGCCCCCGUCAACAUGAUGAUCAUGAUGCAUUCAUGACAAAAACACUCGUCGAGUAAAAAGAUUUAUAAUAAUUGAACUAGGGUUGCUUGACCUUUCUUUUUUCGGUUUUUGUUUUUUCUAGUUAGGCUUAGGCCUGCUCCACCAACAUUGAUUAUUCUAGGGUCGCUCGGAUAAUGCUACUGACAUCUGAGUCUGACAGCAUCGACCUUACCUCAACCUCUUCGGCCUUUUCUCUCUAAUACCAAGGGAAAAUAUGAGCCUGCGCGUGCUGGUGACUGGCCAUGUCCGAACUGUGGAUUAAUAGUUUUCGCAUCUAAAGACGAAUGCUUUAAAUGCAAGAAGUAUAAGCGGAAAUGAACAUCUUCAACAGUAAGAGUCGAAAGCGAUGGGAAGACCGGCGGUGGAGAUCGAUCUGAAUGUGGAGAAACUUAAAACUUAGUGAAUCGGAAUAUGUGACAUAUCAUGAUGAUAAACUACAGCGUGAAACAUCAUGAUACUUUUCGAUGAGUUUCUUGUUCUUGAAUGCUCCUUAUAAUGUUAAAAAUCACCCUGAUGAGGCUAGAGCUUAAUGUGAAGAUGUAGCCCAUCUCCGUAAGCAAAAUAUUUGUCCCAGCAGACCAUACCUCUUUAUUGCGGCGUCGCGGGUACACGACCACCCUCACGUUUUAAUUGUCGUAUAAUGACACUCGCUGUGAAUGUGUUCAUGAUAUUGAAGAUGAAAAAA